Molecule: messenger RNA, 1249 nt
Organism: Gossypium arboreum
Lineage: Eukaryota; Viridiplantae; Streptophyta; Magnoliopsida; Malvales; Malvaceae
Product: repetitive proline-rich cell wall protein-like
Exons: 1
Coding region: 73-1005 (310 amino acids)
Source: RefSeq, a predicted model, not a curated record
UUCCAAAGGUAUGAAAAUCAGAAAAUUGUUUGACACUUCGGCUAGCAAUAAGGUUUCUUUACCACUAUAACAAUGACUCUUCUCAUAGCACCGUGGAAAGCAAAGAGCUCAAUGAUGUCUACUAUACACUUGCUAAUAUUGUUACUUGGAGUGGUGGCUUUCGCCACCCCUUCUUUUGGUACCUACGAGAAUUAUGGGAAGCCUCCUACUCCUCUUUACAAGCCUCCUAAAGUGAAACCGCCACCAUAUGAACAUAAGCCACCUGUUUAUGAACCACCAAAGAAGGAGAAGCCUGAGCCUAAACCACCUGUUUAUACAUCACCAAAGAAAGAUAAGCAUGAACCCAAACCACCGGUAUAUGAACCUCCAAAGAAAGAAAAGCCUGAGCCUAAGUCACCAGUUUAUACACCUCCAAAGAAAGAAAGGCCUGAACCCAAGCCACCAGUGUAUGAACCACCAAAGAAGGAGAAGCCUAAGCCUAAGCCAUCAGUUUAUACACCACCAAAGAAAGAGAAGCCUGAACCCAAGCCACUUGUGUAUGAACCACCAAAGAAGGAGAAGCCUGAGCCUAAGCCACCAGUUUAUACACCACCAAAGAAAGAGAAGCCUGAACCCAAGCCACCUAUGUAUGAACCACCAAAGAAGGAGAAGCCUAAGCCUAAACCGCUAGUUUAUGCACCUCCAAAGAAAGAAAAACCAGAACCCAAACCUCCAGUUUAUGAGCCUCCAAAGAAGCCACCAGUUUAUGAGCCUAAGCCACCAAAGCCACCGGUUUAUGCAUCUCCAAAGAAGGAAAAGCCUGAACCCAAACCACCAAUGUAUGAACCACCAAGUAAGCCUCCAAUGUAUGAGCCCAAGCCACAAAAGUCACCGGUUUAUGCACCACCAAAGAAAGAGAAGCCAGAACCAAAACCACCAAUGUACGAACCUCCAAAGAAACCUCCUGUACAUAAGCCACCAUAUGGUCACUAUCUAGGACACCCUCCAUUGGGGAAGCCUCAAUAGAGAGGCCCCAUCAGCUAGCCAUCCCCAUGAACUGAGCUAGUAUGCCUAUAUAGAUAAAUUAGUAUCUAUACAACAAGAGCUGCUGCUGACUCAUGUUCUGUUUUCUUGUAUCUCAUGUAGUAAAGUUUUCUUUUACUAGCGAGAAUACACACGACAAUAUUCAUUGGGAUGUCUAUUCUAUAUCUCCUUGCUACUCAAAGAGAAUAUCCUGAUUUCAACAUAUAUUCCAAAUGCCAACCACAGG